AUGGUUGUUUCCGAGGCCAUUAGCAACCGGGCGAUCUCAAGCCCAAUCAGACUGGAAGAGACAAAGGCAAUCCCCUAUCUCCAGGCCGUCAUCUGCGAGAGCCUCCGUAUGCGCCCUCCCGCCCCAACAAUGUUCCCCAAAGUCGUGCCUCCCCAAGGCGACGAGAUCGACGGGAAGUUCAUCCCCGGUGGUACAUCCAUAGGUUGGAACCUGGUGCCCCUGAUGCGGUCACCCCAGCACUGGGGCCAUGAUGCGGACGUCUUCCGGCCCGAGAGGUUUAUGGAGGCGGGGGAGAAGGUUCGGAUGGCGGUGGAGCGGGACGUCGAUAUGGUUUUUGGUUAUGCAUAG
This is a messenger RNA of Diaporthe citri, 348 nucleotides long. RefSeq lists its product as uncharacterized. The record is from RefSeq and is a predicted model, not a curated record. The coding region runs from base 1 to 348 and encodes 115 amino acids. Gene Ontology annotation, molecular function: iron ion binding; heme binding; monooxygenase activity. NCBI's taxonomy places the organism in Eukaryota, Fungi, Ascomycota, Sordariomycetes, Diaporthales, Diaporthaceae. The transcript has 3 exons.